GGAGAACAGAGGGGCUAUUGGGAUACAAAUUACAGCUCUCUCAGGAUUUGCCAGACAGAUCAGCCAAAUUGGAAGACCUGAUUUCUGAGGAAUAAAACAAAGAGGGGGAAAAAUGACAGAUGAUCAAGACCUUUCUGAGGUGGAGAUGAGUCCUGUAGGUUCUGAAGACCAUCACUGCCUCUCACCAGGACCUUCCAUGGCAUCGGACGCCAGCUCUCACCUGACCAGCCCCAGCAGCAGUGAGAUGGGGAAGGUGAAGAAGGAGCAGCAGGACUCAGAGGCGGACGACGAUAAGUUUCCAGUGUGCAUCCGGGAGGCAGUGAGCCAGGUACUGAGCGGUUACGACUGGACCCUGGUGCCCAUGCCAGUGCGGGUCAAUGGAAGCAGCAAGAGCAAGCCCCAUGUCAAGCGGCCCAUGAAUGCUUUCAUGGUGUGGGCGCAGGCUGCCCGGAGGAAGCUGGCAGACCAGUAUCCUCACCUCCACAAUGCAGAGCUUAGUAAGACGCUGGGGAAGCUCUGGAGACUGCUGAAUGAAAGUGACAAGCGACCCUUCAUUGAAGAAGCCGAGCGGCUGCGGAUGCAGCACAAAAAGGACCACCCUGAUUACAAGUACCAGCCACGUCGGCGGAAAAACGGCAAGGCCGCCCAGGGUGAAAAUGAUGGCCAAGCUGAAGGAGAAGCUGGUGGGGCUGCCGCUAUCCAGGCCCACUAUAAGAAUGCCCACAUGGACCACAGGCACCCUGGUGAAGGGUCUCCCCUGUCUGACGGACACCCUGAACACUCCUCAGGUCAGAGCCACGGGCCCCCCACUCCGCCAACCACUCCGAAGACAGAACUGCAAUCGGGUAAAGCUGACUCCAAGAGAGAAGGGCGUUCUUUGGGGGAAGGAGGAAAGCCUCACAUCGACUUCGGCAAUGUGGAUAUCGGGGAGAUCAGCCACGAAGUGAUGUCCAACAUGGAGCCCUUUGAUGUCAACGAGUUUGACCAGUACCUGCCACCAAAUGGACACGCUGCCCACCCAGGCCAUGUUGGAGGCUAUGCCACAGCUGCCGGUUAUGGCCUUGGGAGUGCCCUGGCUGCAGCCAGCGGACACUCAGCCUGGAUCUCCAAACAGCACGGAGUCUCCUUGUCUGCCACCACCUCAUCAGUGGUAGACGCCAAGGCCCAAGUGAAAACAGAGGGUUCUGCUCCAGGGGGCCAUUACACUGAUCAGCCCUCCACUUCCCAGAUAGCAUACACAUCACUCAGUCUGCCCCACUAUGGCUCAGCUUUCCCUUCUAUAUCUAGGCCCCAGUUUGACUACCCUGACCACCAGCCCUCAGGACCCUACUAUAGCCACUCCAGUCAGGCUUCUGGCCUCUAUUCGGCCUUCUCGUAUAUGGGGCCCUCCCAACGUCCCCUGUACACUGCCAUCUCUGACCCAGCACCCUCAGUGCCACAGUCCCAUAGCCCAACACACUGGGAACAGCCUGUGUAUACGACCCUCUCAAGACCCUAGGGAAUGGGGAACGGUGACCAAAGCAGCAGCGGAAAGGGUCCGAAGAAUCAGCCCCAGAGGACGAGCCUCCGAGUUCUGAGGCCAUUCAGUGUCAUCCAGUCACCAGAACCCACUGAAUAUCCGGGCGUGUCUCUCUUGACCGCAGAUACCGAAGGCUCACCUGGCUAGAGGAAGGUCCCUACCCACCCCCAUUCUCCCAAUUCCUGAUUGGCUUCCAAGAUCCCAUAGGCCUUCUAGAUGAGGACAAUUCUUGGCAUGGAGCAACUAGUCAUGGUGGAGUUUUGUUGAGCAGACCAAGGAUUU
Messenger RNA from Gekko japonicus, 1801 nucleotides. RefSeq names its product SRY-box 10 (gene SOX10). Bases 113 to 1498 code for a protein of 461 amino acids. Gene Ontology annotation, cellular component: nucleus. Lineage: Eukaryota; Metazoa; Chordata; Lepidosauria; Squamata; Gekkonidae. The record is from RefSeq and is a predicted model, not a curated record. The transcript is spliced from 4 exons. Gene Ontology annotation, molecular function: DNA-binding transcription factor activity, RNA polymerase II-specific; RNA polymerase II cis-regulatory region sequence-specific DNA binding. Gene Ontology annotation, biological process: negative regulation of transcription by RNA polymerase II; enteric nervous system development; peripheral nervous system development.